Molecule: messenger RNA, 804 nt
Organism: Psilocybe cubensis
Lineage: Eukaryota; Fungi; Basidiomycota; Agaricomycetes; Agaricales; Agrocybaceae
Exons: 2
Coding region: 1-804 (267 amino acids)
Source: RefSeq, a predicted model, not a curated record
AUGUCAAAGAACAAAAGUGUUGGAUCCACUUUUGACAGGUUACCAUGUGCCACAUCGACCCGUGACACUCUGUUCAUCAGAGACCUGUCUAACUUGACAAUAAACAUUGACAGAUUUGUGAUAGUCGCCACUGAAGAGUCUAUAAAGACGAAAGGGCUGGUUGUUGGGAUCCCCCAACAGCCCUCUGGCUACUUUCCAUUUAACUCCCAGUUUAAACUAGUCGCUCGCACCUCGCUUCGCUCGGUGCUCGCUCCCCCCCUAAACCCUAAAACCAGGUUUGAUCAGGUAUGGAAUUGGUUUUCAGCUGCUGAACUUGGAAAGACUAUUACCGAGUACUGGUCGGCAUGGUAUGAACAUGCCGAGAAAGAUCUGUAUAGUGCAGACUCGUCCAGACCCCUUAUCAAACCAGAUCCAAAUUACGUUCACGACCUCGAUGAUGUUCGCCCGGAGCUGUUCACACAGAUCCUCGUGGACGGAGAAACUGAGUUCGUACCGGAUUUGAGGAAGAUAGGACUACUCGGAAGUCGUUGGAUAGUAUCGCGAAAGCGCAAUACUAAUCUUUUCGACCUUGCAAAUGUGUGGAAGAAAACAGUCUUUCGUAAACUGGAUGAAGACAUCGCUGAAAAAGGUGGUGUUGUUCCCGAAACUCAAAACGUUAAUGAAACUUAUCAUUCUGCUUUAGUUGAAGCUGCUGAACAGAUAAGUAUCGAAAGUGAUAACGAGAUAAUACUUCAUAGACGUUCAAUCUCACAAGAGAGGGAACAUCCAGAAUUCGGCAGAAUAUCCAAAUCUUACAACCGAUGA